Cooperia oncophora is the source of this 450-nucleotide messenger RNA. NCBI's taxonomy places the organism in Eukaryota, Metazoa, Nematoda, Chromadorea, Rhabditida, Trichostrongylidae. The record is from the annotation of a GenBank genome assembly.
AUGCGCUUCCUUUUCCCCUCUUCUUCGUCGAUGAUCACCCGAUGGUUCCCACCAAAAGAGCGACCAUUCGCUGUGGGUUUUGUUACUGGCGGAAGGCAAAUAGGAACUCUUAUGAUAUUACCGCUUGGCGGAUUAUUUUGUGAACACCCAGCAACAUUUGGAUGGCCAGCGAUUUUCUACUUGUCUGCCAUUAUUGGAGCAGUUAUACUUGUUAUAUGGCUAUUAUUCGCUGCUGAUAAGCCAUCGAAGCACUUCUUGGUCUCUAAGCCUGAAAACCUCUAUAUUGCUCGGAAGAUCAACGAGGAGAAGCUUGGAAAGCGUACGGAUCGUGGUAAUCCACCAUGGGGUAAACUUGCUCGAUGCUUACCGCUAUAUGUGGCUGUCGCUGCACUUGUAUGCCACGAAUAUCCUCUUGUUAUUAUGCUUCAGGUGAGCCCAGUUGCCACAUUU